Echinococcus granulosus is the source of this 1332-nucleotide messenger RNA. RefSeq names its product asparagine-rich protein. Bases 1 to 1332 code for a protein of 443 amino acids. The record is from RefSeq and is a predicted model, not a curated record. The transcript has 4 exons. Lineage: Eukaryota; Metazoa; Platyhelminthes; Cestoda; Cyclophyllidea; Taeniidae.
AUGGCCCUCCACCGCCGCCUCCACCCUCAACCACAGCCCCCCAUGCGUUCACCACCCUUUCGGCCUAGCCGCCUCCCCCCCUCCACCUUCCCCUCCGCCCUCGACCUCACUCUCAGCUUGGCGCUACACACGUGCACGCAUGCAGGCAGGCGUGCGCGCUCACGCAGCCACAAUACACCGAGGCUCGCGCCUUUCAGCCAGCACGUUCUCUUAUUGGCGUCAAGAUCGCUGAGUUGCGCCUACUGCCAGCAGGCAGUGGCUACCAGUAGCCAAUGGCUGAGCGCCCGCGUAUCAGCCGUGCGGUCGUGUGCCCUCGGGAGGUUGAAAUACCUUGUGCCUGGCUGUGCUGCCGCUAGUUUACCUCUGUUAACACCGUUUGUGUUGCCACUACUUCUGCUGCCGCUGUUGCUGGUGUCGCAGACAAUACACCUCUCCUCCGCACAACUUCUAGUGGAACUCCCAUUCCCCAGUCCUGCCAACCGGCUCUUCUUUCCCUGCCUAAAUCCCAGCCAGUCCUCACACGAGAGCGUGGACUCUGGUUGCUGUGACGCUGAAGGCUCACUCAACACCUGUUCCAAGGUCUUCAACACCUUCAGUCUCAUCAACACACCAUCACAGCAGCAGCAACAAGCCCCCUUUCCAUCUCACUCCACACCGCCUAAACGUCCACCUCUGACCAAGCCACGAUCCUCUAUGAAGAAGGACGAGACCACAACGCCGACGGCGAAGGCAGCAGAAACGGCCCAGACGGGAGGUGGAGCCUCCUACAAGUAUUUGACGUGGCGUGAAAAGGAUCGACGUCGGCGCUUCCGUGAAGAAUGGAAACAUCUCUGGUUGGUCGUGCCUCAUGGCAUGUACGAGGUGAUGUGUCUUGUGUGCCACAAGAUCAUGACCCAGCGAAAACUUGACACAAUCAAGCGUCACACAAUUCGUCGGCACGCUGAACUCCUCUCCAUGUCAGAGACGGAGCGUCAGCGUCUCUACCAUGACCUCGUCACACAGUACUUUCGUCGUGGGGGCGACUUCUGUGGUGAAAGUGACCCUUUCUGCUCCACCAGUGUACCAAGACUGCGACAAACGGGUACUCGAGGGAGUCGAAUGGAAGUUGCGGGAGUUCGCAGGCACUCACGCUUGACCGAUGUUCCUUCGCCUUUUCGGGCACGCAUGAGUGCGCCACGGAGAUCAGAAAUUGAUACGCAUCCUCUCGCUUCUUCUCCACCCUCCGUACAGACGAGUAUGUCGCUGCUUCCCCCUCCACCACCACCGCCACCGCUGCCACCGCCAUUGCUACCUACCCAGUCGGACACGGCUGCGCUUCUGCUCAAUCGUUAG